AUGCUCUCCACGACCGGACUCACGAUUCUUCUCGCCCUCCGCCUUACCCCAUCCGCGAUCGCACAAACGUCAACCGUUCGGUAUAUGCCGACCCCAGUGCCCUGGCAGGAGGCCCUAAGCCGCUGCCAGGAGUGGAACAUGUCGCUGUACCCCGUACCCAAAUCGACGGACGACCCGGUCUACGACGCGCUCAACCAACACCCGCUUCCGACCUACUGGAUCAGCCGGCGCCGUGGCGGGUCGUGCACUUGUCUGAACAGAGAGGGGCCCGAUGAUGAUAAGUUGGAGGAGCUGCCGUGUGGGGAGGAGUUGCCUGCUUUUUGUGGUUGA
Messenger RNA from Chaetomium fimeti, 330 nucleotides. RefSeq lists its product as uncharacterized. The transcript has a single exon. The record is from RefSeq and is a predicted model, not a curated record. Lineage: Eukaryota; Fungi; Ascomycota; Sordariomycetes; Sordariales; Chaetomiaceae. Bases 1 to 330 code for a protein of 109 amino acids.